Messenger RNA from Drosophila ananassae, 910 nucleotides. RefSeq names its product longitudinals lacking protein-like (gene lolal). The record is from RefSeq and is a predicted model, not a curated record. NCBI's taxonomy places the organism in Eukaryota, Metazoa, Arthropoda, Insecta, Diptera, Drosophilidae. Gene Ontology annotation, biological process: regulation of transcription by RNA polymerase II. The coding region runs from base 452 to 835 and encodes 127 amino acids. Gene Ontology annotation, molecular function: protein binding. Gene Ontology annotation, cellular component: nucleus. The transcript is spliced from 4 exons.
UCUAGAAGAAACGUGUCCACGGCGCAUAAAGCGAACUCCUGUCACAGAGACAGUGAGAUUUACGCACUGGCAAAAGUACAGAGUACACGCCGAGUAAAAAGCAGCAAGCAGCACAAAAUAAAAUGAUUAGGAAAGUGUGUGGAAAAAAAAAGGCACAAGUGUAUGUGAACGGCGGCUGUAUGUGUGAGUGACGUGACUGUAUGCGUGCUGCUGCUGCUGCGUGUAUAAAAAAAAAAAAAAGUAAAAAAGUGCGGGAAAGAUACUGAGCCGAACCCAAAAAAAAAACCCACAGACUACGAAGCCCAGCCCCAAAAGAGUGUUGUAGUGGACUGGAUUAGAGUCAUCUAACGGUGAACCUUUCGGCCACUCGUCCAAAUUAAAAACUCCUUUCCUACAUUUGUGGAUCAAACGAGCGAGCGUCCCGCAACGCCCCACCAACAAAAGCUUCUUCAUGAUGUCGUCGGAUCAACAGUUCUUUCUGAAAUGGAACGAUUUUCAAACGAAUAUGGUGACCUCGUUCCGUCACUUGCGUGAUGAGAAGAGCUUCACAGAUGUAACACUCGCCUGCGAAGGCCAAACCUGCAAAGCACACAAAAUGGUGCUCUCCGCUUGCAGUCCGUACUUCAAAGCGCUGUUAGAGGAGAACCCAUCAAAACAUCCAAUCAUCAUCCUGAAAGAUGUCUCCUACAUUCACCUACAAGCUAUUCUAGAGUUUAUGUACGCCGGGGAGGUGAACGUGUCCCAAGAACAAUUGCCAGCAUUUCUAAAGACCGCCGAUCGCCUCAAAGUGAAAGGCCUGGCAGAGACACCCAGUUCAAUAAAGCGGGAGGGUUGAUGGUAUUAACAAUAAUAACAAAAAAAAUAAAAACAACAAAAACCCUAAAACAAAACAAAAAAAAAAAUUAUAAAA